AUGCCGUCGUGUGUGAUGAGGUUCUGUACAAACUACACAAACAAAGUGUCCAAAAGUCAAGGAAUUACAUUUCAUUCAUUUCCAUUAAAUGAGCUAAGGCGCAUUCGGUGGGUGGAUAUUGUGCGUCAGCAAAGAAAAGAAGAAAGCUGGCAGCCAAAUAGUUCAAGUAAAAUAUGUUCAAACCACUUUAAGGAUGAGGAUAAAUAUACUUCUUGCAAUGGAUUUAUCUUAUUGAAAAAGUCAGCUUUUCCUGUUCUGGAGGCAACUGAAGAUUCGCAAUCUACUCCCGCUAGUCCAAGCAGUCUUGCUGAUGAAAAUGUGUCUGAUUUGGAGUCUAUUUUGGAUACCCCUCAUACAGCAGCUCUUAAAAAUUGUGUUAGGAAACUUACUCUUGAAAAACAAAAGCUCAUAAAUAAAAAUAGAAAUUUAAAAAAACAAAACAGAAGAUUGCAGAAAAAAAUCGCUAACUUGAGUGCUAUUUUAAAUCAAGUCAAAGAAAAAAGAAUACUCUGA
Messenger RNA from Parnassius apollo (apollo), 513 nucleotides. The record is from the annotation of a GenBank genome assembly. Lineage: Eukaryota; Metazoa; Arthropoda; Insecta; Lepidoptera; Papilionidae.